Nannospalax galili (Upper Galilee mountains blind mole rat) is the source of this 2050-nucleotide messenger RNA. RefSeq names its product vacuole membrane protein 1 (gene Vmp1). The record is from RefSeq and is a predicted model, not a curated record. The coding region runs from base 166 to 1386 and encodes 406 amino acids. Gene Ontology annotation, biological process: Golgi organization; autophagy. Lineage: Eukaryota; Metazoa; Chordata; Mammalia; Rodentia; Spalacidae. The transcript has 12 exons. Gene Ontology annotation, cellular component: endoplasmic reticulum; membrane; endomembrane system.
UAGGAGGCAGUCUCGGUGGGGGGGGGGGACCGGAAGUGACGUGAACGAGUUCCGGUUGGCUGGAGCCCAGCGGCGGGUGUGAGAAUUGGUCGGGAGCCGCUUACAGGAUCCUGCGAUCCAGAAGCCCGAGUCUGAGCGGCUCCUCCAGAGUUUCUGAUCUAUGAAAUGGCAGAGAAUGGAAAAAAUUGUGACCAGAGACGUGUAGCAAUGAAUAAGGAACAACACAAUGGAAGUUUCACAGACCCCUCUUCAAUAAAUGAAAAGAAGAAAAGGGAUCGGGAAGAAAGGCAGAAUAUUGUCCUGUGGAGACAGCCACUCAUUACCUUGCAGUAUUUUUCUCUGGAAAGCCUUGUAAUCUUGAAGGAAUGGACUUCAAAAUUGUGGCAUCGUCAAAGCAUUGUGGUGUCUUUUUUACUGCUGCUUGCUGUGCUUAUAACUACGUAUUAUGUUGAAGGAGCACAUCAACAGUAUGUGCAGCGUAUAGAGAAGCAGUUUCUUUUAUAUGCCUACUGGAUAGGUUUGGGAAUUUUGUCCUCUGUUGGACUUGGAACGGGACUGCACACUUUUCUGCUUUAUUUGGGCCCACAUAUAGCUUCAGUUACAUUAGCUGCUUAUGAGUGCAAUUCAGUUAAUUUCCCUGAGCCACCCUAUCCUGACCAGAUUAUUUGUCCAAAUGAAGAAGGCACUGAAGGAGCCGUGUCUUUGUGGAGUAUCAUCUCAAAAGUUAGAAUUGAGGCCUGCAUGUGGGGUAUCGGUACAGCAAUUGGGGAGUUGCCGCCAUACUUCAUGGCCAGGGCAGCUCGCCUCUCGGGUGCUGAACCAGAUGAUGAAGAGUAUCAGGAAUUUGAAGAGAUGCUAGAACAUGCAGAAGCUGCGCAAGACUUUGCAUCACGGGCUAAACUGGCAGUUCAAAACCUAGUUCAAAAGGUUGGAUUUUUUGGAAUUUUGGCCUGUGCUUCUAUUCCAAAUCCUCUAUUUGAUCUAGCUGGAAUAACAUGUGGACACUUUCUUGUACCUUUUUGGACCUUCUUUGGGGCAACCCUGAUUGGAAAAGCAAUUAUUAAAAUGCAUAUCCAGAAAAUUUUUGUUGUAAUAACAUUCAGCAAGCAUAUAGUGGAGCAGAUGGUCACUUUCAUUGGUGCUGUUCCUGGCAUAGGUCCGUCUCUGCAGAAGCCAUUCCAGGAAUACCUGGAGGCUCAGCGACUGAGGCUUCACCACCUAAACGAAAUGGGCACACCACAGGGAGAAAACUGGUUGUCUUGGAUGUUUGAGAAGCUGGUGGUUGUGAUGGUGUGUUACUUUAUCCUGUCCAUCAUUAACUCCAUGGCACAAAGUUACGCCAAACGAAUCCAGCAGCGGUUGAACUCAGAGGAGAAAACUAAAUAAGCAAGAAAGUUUUUAACUGCAGAAAUUAGAAUGGAUGGGUUCUGCCAUACAUUGGGAGGACUCUAAGCCAGGGAAGAAGAUUCCCUUUUCCAACCUGCGUUGAUUGAUUUUUCUUUUUUUCCCUGAAAGCAGUUUAGUCCACAUUUUACACUGACAUACUUUUCCUUUAUGUGUUAAGGUAAGGUAUCCACCCUCAGUUCAGUCCACAUUGUUACGAUGGGAUGUGAUGUUCAGCUGCAAACAACAGAAACUGGCCCUCUAUUUGUUACUUUCAAAGGGCCCCAUGGUAAAUUGGAGAAUUCCUGCCAUGCAAAACCUUCUGAAGUAUCUUAAAUAUUUCAGGCUUUUUCGGCUUGUCACAAUUGAUUACAUUGCUUUUCUAAGUCAUCAAAAUGUAUAUAAGUUAUAUAGAUUGGAUAACAGUCUUGCAUGUCUAUCAUGGAACAAUUUAAUAUGCCAUCCUGCUCAGACCUUCCUUUCCAACCCUCAAAAAGGCCAUUUUUAUGAUGCAUUGCACACCCUCUGCGGAAAAUGAUCUUUAAAUUUGAGACAGUAUAAGGAAAAUCUGGUUGGUGUCUCACAAAUGAGUACACCAUUUUUUAUUCUGUAUAUUUAGAAUGAAGUCAUGAAAAACUUUAUAAAGACAUCUUUGAUCAUUCUGAAA